AUGAUUCAACGCAUGGAGAGAAACAUGCGUCACCGACGGCAGAACGCAAAAUCGUGUUCGAGUCCAUCAACUAUUGGAUCUGAUGAAGAUAUAUUAGGGUUUGAAUUAGACGAACAAAUAUUCCUAAAUAAAGAAGAUUGGAACAGCUACACUCAUUGUUUAGCGUUACUAGAUGAAGAGAAAAAUUAUCCGUCUAAAUAUGAGAAAAUAUUCUCAAUGGGCAACAAAAAAUAUGAGUUCCGUCUUGGCGAAGUUCACAAUGACGAUUUAUCUUUAUUCUCAAGCGUUCUUUGUGGAGCUGAUCGCGUGGAUUUUAUCUCUCCCGCACACUUACGCGAAAUUGUAUGUUCUUUGCUAAACGAAUUGCAUGAAACCAAUCAAGAAUGUACGAACAAAGAGAAUCUGAAGGGAUUUGAUGAGCGUCGAUUUCGCGCCUUGGCACGGUUGUAUCCAAAAUGUCUAUUUUGUGUAAUAUGUCGAAUUUGUAUAAAUCAGCAGAUCACUUCUAUAAUUAUUUACAAAUAUGUCAACGAUAUCACGUCAUACGAUCGAUGUGUUUUCAUCUUGAGCGAUAUUUCAACCGGUCAAUGUCAACCACUGUAUUUAUAUAAUAACCAGAAUGGAGAAGAAGAAAAAAGCAAGUUUAGAUAUGAUGAUCCGGUGAUGAGAGAUCUUCUUCGUGAAUUUGUUUCCAAGCAGUGGAAUUAUACGGACGAGCUUAAAUAUGAGCACACAGAACUCGACGAAGUUGAUACAUUUGUUCAAAAUCAAACUGAUACCAGUGACAUAUGCCGCCUAUUGGGCACAAGUUUUACACCAGAAAUCGAAAAAAUUUUGGAAACGAAUAGUCAUGUGUCGAACGAUAGAUACAGCGAGCAGAUACAAUCCAAUGUAAAUCAAGCAGAUAUCAAUUUUUUAUCUGAAAAUCCAUUGUUGACAUAUAAAGAAUCUCAUCAAUUCGUUCAAGAAAAGGUUCCCGGUGAUGGGCAUUGCUUAUUCUAUUCACUAUGCUUGGUAUUAUCCAAUUUGACAAAAUCUGAUUACAAACAAUUAAGGAGAAGGGUUGCCAAUUAUAUUCGUCAGUUGGAAACCAUUGACAAUGAAACGUGGAGCAGUUACACACAUCUAACUCGGGAACAAUAUUGCUACGAAAUUGAGCAUACAAAUAAAUUUGGAGAUGAAAUGGAAGUACGUGCCUGUAGUUUGAUAUAUAAAAUAGUAAUUCGUGUAGUCACUGUGGUAAGAAGUGAUGAUAAAGUAGCAUCUGUGCACAUUACUGAGUUUCCGGACGAUGAUGAACUAUCUUUCGACGAAUGCGUCUAUAUUAUUCUUGACGGAGAACAUUAUGAACCGUUAUAUGUAACUAGCAUUGGUCGACAAGAUGAAGCUGUUCGAAUUUUCGAAUAUCAUGAUAGAUCAGCAUUCGAUUUGCUUAAUAACUUCAUUCAGCAAAAAUUUCACUAUUUCGGUAAGGUAGAAGUCCAUAAAAGAUUGAAACAACUACUAGAUCUGGAACGUCAUUCUGAAUCUGUAAAUGACCGUUUCGAUGUAUCGAAAUUAGCCAAGAUCGAUGGUGCUAGCAUUGCAUCGAACAAACGAAAACUGUUAGACGAACAGGGCACACCCAUGAUCAGUAUUAAAAAAACAUCGUCGAUUCCAAUUACAUGUCAAGGAAAAGAUGUGUAUUCGCCGGUGUAUCUUUGUCCUACGCCUGCAAGUGAUCAAAAUCUGUCCCCUGAUAUUAUCAAUGAUCAAUCGAAUAUUAUUGAAAAUUUAUUACAAGCAUCAGCCUCUCCAAUCUUACAUAGUCCCAAAAACAAAGCACAACAGAAAGAAUUAUCUCCAACAGUUUCAUGCUAUAAUAACAGCAAUCUCUUCAAUCAUAGAAAGAGCCAACUAUGCCUAAAACUUGAGAUUCAGCCCAUGACCGCAUUUCGCGCUCGUUUAGAAAGCGACUAUAUUUCCAAGAGUGCAAAGAAACGAAAUGGUACCCCGACGGAACCAAGACCGCCCGUUUAUUUUCCUGACAAAAAUCAUAAUCAUUGGCUCAAAUUAUUGAUAUUGAGUUCACUAUUAUUCAAUGAUGAUCCUUCUUCAUUGUGGAUAGAAAUUUGCAUAGUGACGCAGACAAUCAACGAAUGCAUAUUCAUCAAUCCGCUCUUUGAAUUUUAUUGCCAUAACACUGACUCAACACUUCGUACGCUAAAUCCAAUUAUGAUCAAGUUGGGAAGUCAGCCGGAAUAUAAAAUAGAAGAGUAUCAAGAGAAUUGGAAGUGUAUAAAACUGUACCUGGCUGUUAUUCGUGUUACAAAUGCUGACUUGGUCCGAAAGCAACCAAUAAUACGAUUUGACUCGCCAUUGUCAAAAGUAUCCUCGAAUGUUGUGGUUACUUGUGAUAGAGCAGAUGAGUUUAAGCGACAUUACACUUUAAAAAAACUUCGUUUUGCAUUUACACCGUGGUUAAGAAAAGGAUCUGAAAGUGAACACCAUCGCCGUGCUGACCUUCAAUACUUCAGUGAUUUUUCUACGGAAAAUAAAGAUUUCAAAAUCUCCGAUGCAAAUAAACUAAUUUUUUCAAGCAAUACUGGUGCACCAUUCCAACUGGAAUUGAAAUGA
This is a messenger RNA of Adineta ricciae, 2616 nucleotides long. The record is from the annotation of a GenBank genome assembly. NCBI's taxonomy places the organism in Eukaryota, Metazoa, Rotifera, Eurotatoria, Adinetida, Adinetidae.